This is a messenger RNA of Cylas formicarius (sweet potato weevil), 4213 nucleotides long. RefSeq names its product MAU2 chromatid cohesion factor homolog (gene Mau2). NCBI's taxonomy places the organism in Eukaryota, Metazoa, Arthropoda, Insecta, Coleoptera, Brentidae. The transcript has 10 exons. The record is from RefSeq and is a predicted model, not a curated record. Gene Ontology annotation, cellular component: chromatin; SMC loading complex. The coding region runs from base 109 to 1902 and encodes 597 amino acids. Gene Ontology annotation, molecular function: protein binding; double-stranded DNA binding. Gene Ontology annotation, biological process: mitotic sister chromatid cohesion; maintenance of mitotic sister chromatid cohesion.
AAGUCUGCGAAAGGAAGUAGAAAUAUGGUUAUCUUGAAGAUGUAGUAAGUUGUUCCUGAAAUGUAAAUAUUAUUUUGUUUGUGAAUUAAUAAUAAGAUUUAAAUUGGAAUGGCAUCCUCACAAGAUGCUUGGUAUCUCUCUUUAUUGGGUUUAGCGGAAUAUUUCCGGACAUCCAGUCCCCCCAUGAUUAAAUUAUGUAUUCAGUGUUUGCAAGCAGUAUUUCACUUUAAACCUCCUCAAAGAGUUGAAGCAAGAACCCACCUUCAGCUGGGAAAUAUUUUGUUGAGUCACACAAAAAACAUUGACCUUGCUAAGAACCAUUUGGAACAAGCGUGGAUGCUUUCUCAAUCAAUUACUUCAUUCGAUGACGUCAAAUUUGAAGCUGCCAGUGUAUUGGCUGAGUUGCUGGAGCAGCAAGACCAAAUAGCGGUUUCCAAACCUAUUCUUCGGAAAGCUAUUGAGUUGUCGCAACAUAAUGUGUACUGGCAUUGUCGCUUAAUUUUUCAGCUAGCACAAAUACACGCCACUGAAAAAGACUACACAUUAGCUAGUAGUCUGUUAGGAGUUGGUGUAGAUUAUGCACAUAUUUCAAAUGCAUACUAUACACGAAUAUUAUUUUUAUUAAGUAAAGGCAUGCUCCUACUAAUUGACAAAAAACACCAGGAGGUGCAACCAGUUUUAAGUCAAGCAGGUCAUUUGAUAGAAACCUGGACAGGAGCAGUGUAUCAAAGGGAAUAUUUGAAAGUAUACUUUUUAGUUUUACAAGUAUGUCAUUAUUUGAUGGCUGGGCAAGUGAAAGGUGUAAAACCGUGUUUGAAACAAUUGCAGCAGACAAUCCAAGCCAUUAUGGCUACAGAUGAUGUAUUUACUGGUCCAAGUCAAGGAGACAUGUUUCUUUGGAUGCCUAAAGAACACUUAUAUGUUCUUGUUUACUUAUUAACUGUCAUGCAUAGUAUGCAAGCAGGUUAUAUGGAAAAGGCACAAAAAUAUACAGAUAAAGCUUUAAUACACAUUGAAAAAUUAAAAAUCUUGGAUAACAAACCUAUUCUGUCAGUAUUCCAACUAAUGUUACUUGAACACAUCAUAAUGUGUCGCCUCGUUAUGGGUAAUAAAUCCCAAGCAUUGCAGGAAAUAUCCUCUGCGGCUUCACUUUGUAGACAAUGUCCCCGUUUGCUUGAAGCACAUGGACCUCAGCUUCACACCUUACUUGGGCUCUAUGCAAUGAGUAUGAAUUGCAUGGAAGAAGCUGAAGCCCAAUUUAUAGCUGCACUAAAUACAUCUCAAGAAAGGGAAUUGUGGACGUUUUCAAAUUUAAACUUGGCUAUUGUAUAUCUUAGAGGUAAACGAGAAGCCGAUUUCACAACACUUUUUGACCGAAUCAACCCUGAUAAUCUUCCUUCUCAUUCACACAGUCUCAAAGCAGCAGCUUACUAUGUUCAGGGAUUGCAAUCAUUUUUUCAAGGACGUUAUAAUGAAGCCAAGAGAUUUCUCAGGGAAACACUGAAAAUGGCAAACGCGGAGGACUUGAACAGACUUACCUCAGGUUCUCUGGUCCUUCUCGGUCACAUCUUUUUAUCCUUGGGUAAUAGCAGGGAGAGUAUGAAUAUGGUGACACCUGCUAUGCAACUAGCCAGCAAAAUACCUGAUGUUCAUGUACAGUUAUGGGCCUCUGCUAUUUUGAAAGACCUGCAUAGAAUCUGCGGAGAUAUACAACGUGAAAAUGAGGCCUACCAGAGACACUUGAGUUUUUCUCAAAUUUUGUUAAAUGACCACUAUCAAGCUUCACAAAUGCCUGAACACAGUCUGGUGCAGUGGACUCAAGGUAACCUACCAGAAAAUAUUGCCUCAAAUCCACAGAGUACUUCUGCUUUGGCAGUGGCCAUUGGUCUGGGAAGGCCAUAAAUUUCAUUAUAAACUUUGACUGAUUUUUUAAUUAUCUUAGAUUAUUAUAAGGUCACCAAUUUUAAUAAAUCUUUUGUGAAACAAUUGAACAGACCACUUUUUUAAUGGUAAUUUUAUUUAUUUAUUUAUCCUCUUUCAAGGGAUAUUGCUGUAUUGUUAUUUAACACGUUGACUGCCGACUACGAGAUAACUGGUUGGUAGCGAUCUUUUCAAGGACGCCAACUACGAGUUAUCUCGUACUGUAUUCACUUGCCAUUCUUGUGUUGCUACGAUUAAACUCGUAAUAUAUCAGUGCUAAUAUCGAUAGAUGGCUUAUUGGGAAAGAACAAAAAAUCAAUGUUGGCUUGCAUGAAAAGACAAUUUAUUUGAAAACGGACAUAAAAAAUGUAAGUGUAAGAAUUAAGUCAAAUUACAGAAGUAUAAUAAUAUUUACUGUUUGUGGAACUUUUUAAAACAAUCUUCCACACACAGAGCUGGUUUUUCACUACAUACUGGACAGUAAUAACGCGUUUCUCGGCGUUUUUUUCCUUGGUUACAUAUGCGACAUGGUUUCGUUGGACGCUGUUUUUUUUUCGGUAGGCGGGAAACUCUAAAUAAUGGAUACUUUGCAAUUUACUCUUUUUCGUAACGUGUUGAAUUUCUUGUCCAAUCAAUGCGAGCACGAAUUCCUCUCUGAACUUUAUCAGUUUUAUGUUAGAAGAUGUAACUUUUUUAAAAAUUUUGUGAGCAUUGUGGAUGUAAAUCUCUAUAAUGUGCAAUGCAACCUUUUUGGGCCAUCUAAUAGUCUUUCUUAGAGAUGAAUAAUACGAAAGCAUUUGAUCUGAUUGGUCAAUGCCAGACAUUCCAUUGUUGUAAUCUCGAAUUAUAUUCGGUUUCAUAGAAAUUUUUCCAUUGCGAUUGGGCACUUCUAUCAUUUCAACAACAUGCAUGAAAUGCAAAGGACAUCUCGCUUGUCUUUCCAUUUGCAAACAGUAACAGGACCAUUUCGCUGCCAAAUACACUCCCCUUUUUUCAAUUUACGAUUUACCAAAUCUCUAGGGUUCGCUUUUCUGUUAUUUCGUAGGGUUCCACACACAUACAUUUUUCGUGUAUUUAGCAGUUUUGUAAGUGUAACAGAAUUAUAAAAAUUAUCCAUGAAAACCGUGUAUCCUUUAUCGAGAUAGUCCUCAAGUAAAUGUAAAACAACAUCAGUAGUGUGGCCUACGUUAUUGUCAGUUUUCUCAGAUUUUCCACUAUAAAUCUUUAUUUUCAUAACGAGACCAUCGGACUCACAAAGUUCAUACAGUUUGAUCCCAUAUUUGUGUUUCUUAUUUUUUAUGUAUUGGCGGAAAAUCAAUCUUCCCCGCCAUAGCAUCAUAGACAGAUCAAUACAAAUAUUUUUAUUUGGUACAUAGUUUUCCCGCAUAAUAUUGUUGAAAUGAUUUAGAAUUGGUCUUACCUUGUAUAAUCUGUCGGUAGAUGUCUGAGAUAUAACUGACGCGGAUGAUGACGCAAUGAAUGAUUCAGCAUUAGUGAAGCGACAAGUCAGUGCAGGUGUGCCUACGAAUAAACUCGUAAUUGACUUCCGAGAAGAGAUUACUGUUUCCGACGCCAACUACGAGAUAAUUCGUACAUUUUUUUUUUAGGAAAAUACGUUUUUACUCUUUUAUUUUAUAACUAUGCUCUAGAUUUAGACUUUUUAAUAAUAUAAUGUAAUAAAAUCAAAAUUUCAUUUUUGGCCAGAAAUCUGAAAAUUACUGUGCAGUCAACGUGUUAAAUGUCAAAUCAUAAAAGUAUUCUUAGAUUUAAAAAAGUAUAGUGGCAUAAGAAUCAAUAAGUUAGAAGUGCAAAGGUAGGCAGAAUAUAAAUAGCAGGCCAGCUAGGAAGGAAAAAUACUUUUAUGAUAUGAAAAAAUAAAAUUAUGAAAUUUUAUUUUACAAUCUUGGAAAGCAACUAAAGGUACAAUAGCAUCUUUGUAAAAUUUUAUCAUAACUAAUGUUUCUUUCUUUGGUAAUUUAGGCUAGGAACAAGAUAUAGAGAUAUGGUUUUUACUAUACUAUUUGUUUUAUUUAUUUAUAACUAACUCCAAAACAGUGUGAAAAAUUGGUACAGGAGGCUUACAAUCAAAAUAAAACAAUUAUAUGAAAAAGCUUGGUAUUUUAUGUAAGUCUUCUUAAGUUUAAGUAGAUAGUGUAAAUAGUCACUGCAAUUAUACUUUCAAUUUCUGACAAAAUUGUUUUAUUGUUUUUGGUUUACCAAUUACUUUUGAUAUAGAGUUAUAAGUCUGAAUACAGCUAUAUAAUGGUGAUCUUGGUACUGUAAGAGUUUUUAA